Molecule: messenger RNA, 1834 nt
Organism: Coregonus clupeaformis (lake whitefish)
Lineage: Eukaryota; Metazoa; Chordata; Actinopteri; Salmoniformes; Salmonidae
Product: holocytochrome c-type synthase
Exons: 7
Coding region: 148-1020 (290 amino acids)
Biological process (GO): cytochrome c-heme linkage
Cellular component (GO): mitochondrion
Molecular function (GO): holocytochrome-c synthase activity
Source: RefSeq, a predicted model, not a curated record
CAGCAACCUCUUGAACAACCAACGUGCCAAACGCAUUGCAUUGUGGGAAACGUGUCCGCACGUUGACAUUGGGGAUACAGCGCCAGCGAUUUCAAGGACCAAGCUCUAGACUAGCCAAUCUUUCUGGAGAAGGACAGGUCAGUCAGGAUGGGUGCCACUAUGUCCAGUCCUGCUCCACCCACAGUGAAGGCCGAAGCUAUGAUGGCCUCACCCCCUCCUGCGUUUGGUGUUGGCGUGGCCCCACCACAGGGCUGUCCUAUGCACCAGGCACAGGAACCAGUCAAAGCAGUUGCCCCUCCAUCAGAGUGCCCCAUGCACCAGGCCACUGCUGCUGCCCCUACAGAAGAGAAGCUUGCUGCUGCAGCAGGGCCAGUGCACCAGGACCGGGCAUAUGAGUUUGUGGAGUGUCCUAUGAAGGCAGCAGCAGCUGGACAGGGCCAGACUGACAUUGACCCCGCUAACAUGAUGCCUCCACCCAACCAGCUCCCUGCCCCAGACCAGCCCUUCCCUCUGCCAGUGAACAGAGAGGAGUCUAAGAUCCCCCGGGCCGGAACAGGCAAGAACUGGGUCUAUCCCUCGGAGCAGAUGUUCUGGAACGCCAUGCUCAGGAAGGGGUGGCGCUGGAAGGAAGAUGAACUGGGUCAGCAGGACAUGUCCAACAUCAUCAAGAUCCACAACACCAACAACGAGCAAGCAUGGCAGGAGAUUCUUAAGUGGGAGGCCCUCCAUGCCGGGGAAUGUCCAUGCGGUCCGUCCCUGAAACGGUUUGGUGGCAAAGCUAAGGAGUUCUCCCCAAGGGCUCGAAUGCGUCACUGGAUGGGAUAUGAAUUGCCAUUUGACCGUCAUGACUGGAUCGUGGACCGCUGUGGGAAGGAAGUCCGCUACGUGAUCGACUACUACGACGGAGAGAUCAACAAGGACACCUAUGAAUUCUCCAUCCUGGAUGUCCGCCCAGCUUUUGACUCUAUAGAUGCAGUCUGGGACAGGAUGAAGGUGGCUUGGUGGCGCUGGACCUCGUAAGCAGCAAACAAGCAAAACAUUGUAAAACAAGGUUUUCCAUUCUUCAUUUCGAUACUGAGAUGUUAUAAAAACGACAUCAACCAAGAAGACCCAUUCAAAACUGUCUGCAGUAAAUGCGUCAACACAUGACUGUAAUAUACCAGAUUUUCCAUCAUCAUAAUCAUAUUGAUUUCACAUUUGAUUUCACUGUUUGAUGUGUUUGAGGUGCUAACUGUGGGAUUUCCCCCCCCCCCUUCUUACAGCCUUUUUAUUUUAGACAAUAUGCCCUGUUCGUUUUGGUGGUAAAGAUCGUAACACUUCCGUUGAGUAUUUAUAAAAAAAACAAGAUGACAAGACCACUCAGUGCAUCUGUCUGGACUUAAUAUACUGUCGAGCUUUGCUACAUAGUGGCCUGUUUUAUUUGGAUCAUGCUGUCAAAACUCAUACUAUUCAGUUGCGUUUGUCUCUUGCUGUCUAUUAUAGUGAAAGUAAAACCGUAGUCAGCCAAGUCUUUUUAAAAUAUGCUUUUAGACUCUAUUCUGUUGUCAAACCUUUGAAUGUACUCAUUUAGCUUUUGUCUUAAACUACCCUUCCUGGUUUUGCAUUGCACAGUUACACAUAGUUCUAUUCAGAAUUGUAGCUAGUUUUCUUUCUGUUCUGACUAGUUAGAGAGCCAUGUCGUAUUUCCCAGUCAGCUACUGUGGGAAGCUAUGCUGAUUGAUUUUAUUUAUUGUCUGUGAGGUUAAUUUCUGUGUGUAUUGCUGCUUGUUUUCUAAAACGAUUUUAUUCCUGAUUAUCCAAACUACCAUUAAACGUGGUACUGUUGGCUCUGAAA